UAUGCGCUGCCUAAUAAAGUAUGAAUUAGGUUUGUGCUGUUCUACUGUAGUGCUCCCUUUGUCCCCCUGCAGCUGUCUGUGCGCCCUUUAUGUGUAACCAUCUAUCCUUUGUCAAAAUAAGGCCCUACACUCAGAUAGUGUUUCACUGGUUGUGACCCAAUGGCAUCCCAGCGUUGAGUCCCAUUUGCCUGUGCGUUACACUGUAGGAUACAGAGAAGUAGCAUGACAGCCAGCAUCCCUGAGUGUGUCCAUGUGUCAUACUGGCACCUCUGCAGUAUUCUGGCCCACCAUGGCUGAUAGAUGGGUGAUGACCUCCUCCUCUUUCAUCUAUCCUUACAUCUUUCUGCCAUAUAUUUUUUACUUUCGUUAUGUUGCUCCCUUUUAUGUCGAAAUGUAAACACUUUUAAACUUGACACAGAACUGCGCAGACACUUGGCUGGUUCACUUCCAUUUAUUAUUUCUUUUGGACUUGGUAUUGUCAGCAUAAGGAACACGUACAACUUACACCACCUAGUGGUAUAAUACUGAAUAACAGGUACAUACAUAACCUCUCCUUCCUACGAAGAUAUGUCAUUAUUUUUGUUUGUUUGUUUGUUUCGAAAAAUGUAGUCAUAAAUCUUCUUUUCUUAACAGUUGUACUUUUCAAAAUUGCAAAUCAAACUUAAAACCAACUGUCUCUGCUACUUAGGUAGGUUCCUUGCGUGUUGUUUCCAUGCCUUGUGGUAUUUUAGGUGGAUCAACGGUCUUAGAAACUUGUUCAGAAUCAUCUUGAUGGUGAGAUGAGUUAGUCGUUAGCGAACAUGUAAAAAGGAAGUCGCGAGCCAAAGUGCGGAAAUAAAGCGGAAGUGGUACACGAAACCGUCUAACAUGGCGGCGGAGGCGUGUCAAUAAAGAGCGUGACGUCAAGAGUAGCCCUUUGAUGCUUUGAUCUUUUCGUUCCUAUAUAAGUUGUUUUUCCGUUAUGAAUUUUUACACCAAAUGCCAAAGAAGCAGACAAGUGUUGCUGUCGUUGGUGUGCAUAUUCCUUCCUAAAGAUAAGCAGGUGUGUACAUGGUGAUGAUGUGGCACCUCCUUUGGCCUUCUGUCCUCCUGGGAAUGUUUUUCAACAUUUGCCCAACAUGCCCUCUGGAAAUCCAGAAGCAAAGGAACCACUACUACGUCGCCCGGGGUUCAAGUGUCCAGCUACCCUGUGCGUACACUCACACUGUGGACUCUCAGCAGUACACGGAGGUCUUGUGGAGUAUCGUGUCUGCAGACCGAGACGAGCAGCCCAUCAUUUGGUUUACAGGCGGCCGCUUGUAUUCCGAUUUGUACAAACCAAUGGAGGGGAGGGUCCAAUUCAUAUCAGCGGAUCCCCAAAAUGGAGACGCAUCUAUCAGCAUCAAAGAUGUACGUCUGUCAGACAUGGAGAAGUACCGCUGUAAGGUGAGGAAGUUACCAGAGCUGGACCAGAAGAUGUUAGAGCUGACAGUCAUGGAGCCACCAAGUCAGCCUCUGUGCAGUGUGGAUAAAGAAGACAACAGGAUGACGCUCAAAUGCAGAUCUCUGUAUGGCACCCCACCUUUGCAUUACAUCUGGUCCAAGACCAGUGGAAAUAAGGUCUUGCCUACACAGGCCAUUGUGGACCCCACAGGAGCCACCUUGCAUUUCAACAUCACCGAGCGGGAGUGUGGAAGCUAUCGCUGCACAGUGGAAAGUUUGGUGGGUAGCAAACACUGUGACCUUCACCUGGACUGUUCACUCCCCCAGGACACCAAUGUGAGCAGUCCACGAUUACGGACAACCACUGCAGUCGCUGCCAUCGUCGUCACUAUCACCAUACUCUUCAUUGUCACAGUUGUCCUUGCCGUUUUCCGCUACCGCAAACAAAAAGAUCAAUCCCAGGAAAUUGAAAUACAAAAAUAAUUAGUUUUUGUUAAUUUAUGUUCGAUAAGUGAUAACACAAUUGUUGACAUUGUUUGUUAUGUUAAGUCUUUUACCACAAAGGCAUUUUGAUUUUAAUCUCACUUUACUCGUGUGUUGAAUCUAUUAAACAAGUUCUA
Molecule: messenger RNA, 2042 nt
Organism: Corythoichthys intestinalis (scribbled pipefish)
Lineage: Eukaryota; Metazoa; Chordata; Actinopteri; Syngnathiformes; Syngnathidae
Product: coxsackievirus and adenovirus receptor homolog
Exons: 2
Coding region: 1051-1905 (284 amino acids)
Biological process (GO): homotypic cell-cell adhesion
Cellular component (GO): bicellular tight junction; basolateral plasma membrane; intercalated disc
Molecular function (GO): cell adhesion molecule binding
Source: RefSeq, a predicted model, not a curated record